Messenger RNA from Truncatella angustata, 534 nucleotides. RefSeq lists its product as uncharacterized. The coding region runs from base 1 to 534 and encodes 177 amino acids. The transcript has a single exon. NCBI's taxonomy places the organism in Eukaryota, Fungi, Ascomycota, Sordariomycetes, Amphisphaeriales, Sporocadaceae. The record is from RefSeq and is a predicted model, not a curated record.
AUGCCUCGGGUUGUCAGUUACAUGUCCGGCGCCCAGUGGGACAUGGAUGGCCCGUCUUCACCGACUCAGAGAUUCUUCAAGCAAUAUGUCGAUGCCGUAGACUCCAGAGGCUAUGAUAGCGGCUCCGGCCUCAAGUUCUACUCAGAGGGCGUGGUCUUUCACAACCAGAACAACGCGGUCUAUCGCGGAGGGGAUGAGAUGUGGGCCUGGAUGAAGAAACUGUUUGGCGUGUUCGAACGAAUCCAUCACGACUGGAUCCAAUUUCUGGAGAUUGAACGCGACGAUGGAACAAGCCAAAUCUACACUCAGAACAUUCGCAAUCUGUGGCUUCGCGGAAACAAGGAUAUGGAGCCAACUGUCAGCAUCCCUGUUACCAUGAUUGCCAUCAUCGGGAAGAGCAACGACGAGAAGACUCCAGAGGGACUGCAUUUCAAGGAGGUCUGGCUGUAUUGGGACACUGCUCUGCUUUUACCCUUUCUUCCAAAGGAAGCUGUGGUCUUUAAGACGGAGAAUAUCUUGCAUGCAAACGAGUAA